This is a messenger RNA of Populus trichocarpa (black cottonwood), 1008 nucleotides long. RefSeq names its product transcription factor MYB114. NCBI's taxonomy places the organism in Eukaryota, Viridiplantae, Streptophyta, Magnoliopsida, Malpighiales, Salicaceae. The coding region runs from base 215 to 799 and encodes 194 amino acids. The transcript has 3 exons. The record is from RefSeq and is a predicted model, not a curated record.
UAUUUUUUAAUUAAUCACGAACUACGUACCCCUCGUUGUCUCGCACGAACAAAAUAUAAAUAAGUGGUAGUUGAGUGCCUUCUCUCCCACUUGGAAUGUUAGAUUCACAGUAGUACUGACCGAAACAGCAACCCAGAGAAGUGAACACCUUCCCCUUUUCUCCUCUUCGUCUCUCUUCUCUAACACACACUCGCAGAAAAAGACAAGCGUAUUAAUGGCUACUAUGAAAAAAGAGUCGGUUAAGACCAUGGAAACCAUGCCCAACAAGGGAGCAUGGACAGCUGAAGAAGACAGGAAACUGGCUGAGGUUAUUGCAACUCAUGGUGCCAAAAGAUGGAGGACAAUCGCAUCCAAAGCAGCUCUCAAUAGGUGUGGUAAGAGUUGCAGGCUAAGAUGGUUGAAUUAUUUAAGACCAAACAUCAAGAGAGGCAAUAUAUCUGACCAAGAAGAGGACCUCAUACUUAGGCUUCAUAAACUACUAGGAAACAGGUGGUCACUGAUUGCCGGAAGAUUACCGGGUCGAACAGAUAAUGAGAUCAAGAACUACUGGAAUUCUCAUUUGAGCAAGAAAAUAAACAAAAAAGGGAAACAGAUUGAAGCUUCAAAUAGAGAAUGCCAGAAAAUUGAGAAAAAGACAGUAGAGAUCAGUUUGGAGUUGAAAGAAGAUAAUAAGCCACAUAAUGGAAGUGAAGAAGGCUCAAAUGUAAAUUUUAAUAUAGACGAUCUCUUUGAUUUCACCGAUGAAGAUACUUUGAACAUGGAAUGGAUGAGCCGAUUCCUUGAAAUGGACGAGGCUUAAGUUCUGUUUUGUCAUGAAAGUGUGUAAACUUGCUUCUCUCUUGAUUUUAGUGCUGUAAAUUAUAGUGUAGUUGCUAUUAAUAAUUGCUCAGGGGGAGAGUGACGCUCCAGAGUGUGUGUGACUGCUGCAUGAUCGAUGAUUCAUGAAUAUGGAACAGUUUAUGUUGUGUGUGGGCUCCUUUCUUUCUUGGGGGAGGCGUUUUUUGGACU